AUGGGCAAGUGUCGCGGUCUCCGUACUGCCCGGAAGCUCCGCAGCCACCGGCGGGAUCAGAAGUGGCAUGACAAGCAGUACAAGAAGGCCCAUUUGGGCACGGCCCUGAAGGCCAACCCUUUCGGAGGCGCCUCCCAUGCAAAGGGGAUCGUGCUGGAAAAAGUAGGGGUUGAAGCCAAACAGCCAAAUUCCGCUAUCAGGAAGUGUGUCAGGGUCCAGCUGAUCAAAAACGGCAAAAAAAUCACAGCCUUUGUACCCAAUGAUGGUUGUUUGAAUUUCAUUGAGGAAAAUGACGAGGUUCUGGUUGCUGGAUUUGGUCGCAAAGGUCAUGCUGUUGGUGACAUUCCUGGAGUUCGCUUUAAGGUUGUCAAAGUAGCCAAUGUGUCUCUCUUGGCCUUGUACAAAGGCAAGAAGGAAAGACCAAGAUCCUAA
This is a messenger RNA of Pipistrellus nathusii (Nathusius's pipistrelle), 432 nucleotides long. NCBI's taxonomy places the organism in Eukaryota, Metazoa, Chordata, Mammalia, Chiroptera, Vespertilionidae. The record is from the annotation of a GenBank genome assembly.